Molecule: messenger RNA, 1227 nt
Organism: Coccinella septempunctata (seven-spotted ladybird)
Lineage: Eukaryota; Metazoa; Arthropoda; Insecta; Coleoptera; Coccinellidae
Product: histone-lysine N-methyltransferase PRDM9-like
Exons: 7
Coding region: 1-1227 (408 amino acids)
Cellular component (GO): nucleus
Molecular function (GO): protein binding
Source: RefSeq, a predicted model, not a curated record
AUGGGCGACCAAAACAUGCCCGAAAAAUCCAUCAAGACGUCUUUGAAGAGGAAUAAAGGAAAAAUUCGAAAGGCCGGAAGUCAGACUGAAGAGGACAGGGACGAGGAUUUCAAAAUUAAAAAAAAAGUUGUGGAGAAAUCCGAAGUUCGCAGAAAUCCAAGAAGGCAAGUCGAUGUGAAGAAUUAUGAGGAACUUGAGGAACCGCCGGAUGACAGAUACGUUUACUGCGACUUUUGCGAAGAAGUUUUCGUGGACGAUUGUGCUAAGUGUGGCCAAUUGUUUUAUUUGAAAGAUGUUGAGGUACCGAUGGGUAAGGAAAAUAGGGCCAAGUGCACUGUGCCGAAGAACACUUUGGCCAUCUUACCUUCCCCAAUCCACGGCUUGGGCGUUUUUGCAAAAGUGGCCUUGAAGAAGGGAAUCAAAAUGGGGCCUUACGAGGGAAAAAUAACAAAGGUGGAGAGCACAGCUGGCUACAGUUGGAAACUUAGAGAUGGUAGGCUGGUAGAUGCUGCUGACGAUAAAUUUUCCAAUUGGAUGAGGUACAUCAACUGUGCCAGGCAUGUUGGAGAGCAGAAUGUGGUGGCUUUUCAGUACAAGGGCAACCUGUACUACAGAACCUGCAGCGAUAUAAAGGUGGGCGAAGAGCUGCUGGUGUAUUACGGGCAUAGUUUCGCCAAAAACUUGGGGAUAGACGUGCGUAAUUAUUUCAAACCGAAAGAAGAGGAGAUCAACGAAAAUCCGAAAUGUUGUCCUCAUUGCAACUACGGGUAUAAGGAUUCCGACAGGUUGAUGUACCAUAUCGGUUUGUGCAAGUGGAACCCGAAGAAUAUACAGAGGGUCCCGGAUAAGGUUUUCUUCUGUAGAUUUUGCCCCGCGGGGAUAACCAACGAGGAGUUGUAUAAGAAACACGAAAUUUUUUGCCAGAAGAAGAAACAUAAAGUAGUUCCCGAAAAAACCAAACGAAAGGGAAAAAAAGACAGGUGCGAGUUUUUGAAGAAGUAUAAUUGUGACAAGUGCAAUUAUACAACAUUUCGUAGAAGUGAUUUGGAGAGCCAUAAAAGAAUACACGAUGAUUUCUUCCCAUUCUCUUGUAAAAUUUGUAUUAAAGGUUUCAAUGCCCUCAAAGAAUUAAGAGUUCACAUGUUGAAACAUCUGGAUAUGGUUGUUGUUGAUAAAACUGGAGAUCACAGUUGGAUCUGGGGAAUAAGAGGAGAUAUCGCAGAUUGA